This is a messenger RNA of Odontomachus brunneus, 1801 nucleotides long. RefSeq names its product translation initiation factor eIF-2B subunit gamma (gene eIF2Bgamma). Bases 289 to 1665 code for a protein of 458 amino acids. Gene Ontology annotation, molecular function: guanyl-nucleotide exchange factor activity; translation initiation factor activity. Gene Ontology annotation, cellular component: guanyl-nucleotide exchange factor complex; eukaryotic translation initiation factor 2B complex. The record is from RefSeq and is a predicted model, not a curated record. The transcript is spliced from 5 exons. Lineage: Eukaryota; Metazoa; Arthropoda; Insecta; Hymenoptera; Formicidae. Gene Ontology annotation, biological process: biosynthetic process; cytoplasmic translational initiation.
CAAAAAUUAUAUUUUAACUCUCUAGUAUUAUAAGUUAUGUCUUUUUCUAUUUUGCUGAUUAUAUCGUUUUUAUAUACAACAAAGUGACAUGGAAUGUUACUUCACGUGUUAGAAUUGUUUACAUACUCUUCUGAGUCAAGUUAUAGAGUAUAUAUUUAAAUAUUCUCAUUUGCACGACACCGUUUUUCUGGUAUUUAGAGUAAACUUCGAGAAAUUAAAAUAUUCUCUCAGAUUUAAUAUAUCUAGAGCAACUGUUAAAAAUAAUUUUAUUUUGAGAAUGAAGAAAAAAUGGCUCACUAUGAUGAAUUUCAAGCUGUUGUGCUUGCUGGUGGGAAAGGUUCUCGUAUGACAGAACUUACAGAAGGUCAACCCAAAUGUCUGCUUCCAAUUGGAAAUGUUCCAAUGGUUUGGUACCCCUUGCAAAUUCUUGAACGUUUUGGAUUUAAGGAAGCAAUUGUUAUUGUUUCUGAGACAGCAAAGUCUGAUGUGUCAUUGUCAUUAGAUAAAUUGUGUCUAAAAAUCAAGUUGGAGAUUGUAGGAAUUCCAGAAGCUGAGGAUCUUGGUACAGCUGACUCCAUUAGACACAUCCAUGAAAAGAUAUACACAGAUUUUGUGGUAAUAUCUUGUGAUUUGAUCACAGAUAUUGAUCUAUCAGAUAUCAUAAAUUUGUAUAGAACACACAAAGCUAGCAUAACUGCUUUGAUGUUACCAGCCCCAAAAAUACCAGAUGACUUUGUAACUCCAGGACCAAAAAUUAAACACAAACCAGAAACAGAUCUGAUUUGUAUCAAUGAGUAUACAAAACGAUUGAUUUUGUUAGCUUCUGCUUCUGAUUUUGAAGAAACUAUGAAUUUCUCACAGAGACUUCUUAGGCGAGAUACUGAUUUUACUGUUCAUUCUAAACUAUUGGAUGCCCACUUAUAUGUCAUUAGUAAAUGGGUGUUGGAUUUCUUGGUAUAUAAUAAGACCUUUAGCACAUUGAAAGGUGAAUUGUUGCCUUAUAUCAUUAGUAAGCAAUUAUUUAAGCCUAAACAGUCUAUAGAUGACAAGAAUACUUCACUAGUGCAAGUGGAUUUAAAGCAAGAUAUCUUUCGCUUUGUAACCAAGAGACUUCUAGAUGAUACAAUAACAAAGUUGUCAGCUUUUAAUGAUCAUAAUACUGACUUGGAAGAAGCAUAUUUUGCAGACAUAAUAAGAUGUUAUGCUUAUGUACCAAAUAAAAAAAUUGGUCUUAGAGCAAACACUGUGCAAAUGUAUCAUCUUGCUAAUGCUAAGAUAUCAGAAUGGUGGAAUACUGAAAAUAACAAUCGGUUACUGCUUUUGCCAAAUGUUUCGAGCACAGCAACUGUACAUAGUACACAAGUGCAGGAAUGCCGUAUAGACAAUAAUUCGCAUAUUCACGAGAAAACGUCGCUAAAACAUAGUUAUAUUGGACCCAAUAGCGUGGUGGAAACAAAAACGAGGAUAUCUCAUAGUGUGAUAAUGGGAAAUGUGACUAUUAAACAAAGGUGCGUUAUUCACAACUGCAUAUUGUGUAAUGGUUGUGUUAUUGAGGAAGGCACUGAAUUAAAAGAUUGCUUAGUUGGAGCUCAUCAUGUUAUAACAUCUGGUAGUCAACAUUCUCGCGAAGUACUUACGGACGCCGACAAACUCAUAGAAAUUUAAUCACUUCUAGUCAUAUAUUUUUUUUUAAUUUGAUACAACAUAUUAAACGGUUAGACCACCUUGGACAUGUCAAAAUCAUUGUAAUAUUCGGAAGUUUUUUUUUUUAAUAUAACAAUAAAUAUAAAAUUAAAAAUGA